CGGAACUCGAUGACGUCGCAGAACAACAAAGAUGGCUGGAAUAGGAAGCAGCAACUAUUGGGAAGAUCUGCGAAAGCAGGCCAGACAGCUGGAGAAUGAACUUGACCUGAAGUUGGUCUCCUUCAGUAAACUGUGCACCAGCUACAGCAGCUCUAGGGAUGUACGUCGAGGAGACACGUCUGACACCACCCCGCUGCUCAACAACUCUACCCAGGACAGGAUGUUUGACACCAUGUCAGUGGAGAUUGAACAGCUGCUGGGGAAACUGACUGCAAUAAAUGACAAAAUGGCAGAGUACACCAACGGCCCGGGCACGGCCUCUCUCAACGCUGCACUCAUGCACACACUUCAGAGACACAGAGACAUCCUACAGGAUUACACACAUGAAUUCCAUAAAACUAAAGGAAACUUCUUGGCCAUCCGGGAAAGGGAAGACCUACUAGGAUCUGUCAGAAAAGACAUAGAGACAUACAAGAGUGGCUCCGGGGUCAACAACAGAAGAACAGAGCUGUUUCUGAAGGAGCACGAGCACCUGAGAAAUUCGGACCGACUGAUGGAUGACACAAUAAGUAUUGCCAUGGCGACCAAGGAGAACAUGACCUCCCAAAGGGGGUUGCUGAAAUCCAUACAGAGCAGGGUCAACACGCUGGCUAACCGUUUCCCGACCAUCAACAAUCUUAUCCAGCGAAUCAACCUUCGGAAGAGACGAGACUCUCUCAUCCUCGGCACGGUGAUUGGCGUCUGCACCAUUCUCCUCCUGCUCUACGCUUUUCACUGAAGUCCAGACCCGGCGAUAUCUGUAAAGGGGCAGGAAUGAUCUGCUCUGUGUAGCGUGGGUACCCCCAGGAAACCGAGCUCAGUGAUUGGAGGACCCUGGAGGCUUGGUAGCAGAAGGACAUUAAGUUGGUCCAGUUCUACAGCAGGGACAAACUCAGCCAACAAAGAGCUACUCAACUUGUAUUUAGCAAUGGGACAGAUGGAGGGCUGGUGGUUGGGUGCUCUGCUGCCAGCAAAAGAAUGGAGACCAAAAGUACAAAUGAAACUAGAUUUUAAGAAAAUUAUUGUGAUAAUUCACUUGGACAGAAACUGUGACGAGACAGUGAGAGUGUGUGUUUCAUCAUUCUUUUUUUCACAGGCGGAAGGAUUUUUUUUGUUGAAUGGUCCUUUUUUAAUUGAUGGUGUAGGAUGGAUAGAUCAUUGUGGGCUGUAAAAUGUGAAUUAAUAAAUUAUUCAUAUCAGUAUGUGCAAAAGAAGUGUGUCACACUAGAUACAAUUUAACUGCUAAGAUGAAGUUAUCGUUAUCUGGUUUAUUUAAUCAUUCUGGUUAAAGUCACUCACAGAUCUAUUCAAACCAAGGACAAUAGUAUUAAAUGGUAUGACUGUGCCAGUUCAGACAGCAGCAUCCCACAGCAAGGCUAUCGAAAAUCUUUAUUGUAUUUUCAUAUCUCAUAAAAUAUAUUUAUACUUCACUCAUAUCUUCAUAUUCAAUAACUUACUUUCUCUCUAAUCUUUCAGAGCAACCAGGCAAGUUAAAUACACAAUAGGAAGUCAGGAGCUGCAUGUAUUGUAGUUCCCACCUUAGAAGAAAUGUGUAAACAUGACAUAUCUUUAAUGACCAAGCAACUAUUCUGCACAUUUACUACUAUACUGAAGACUGUUGUAUGAAUUUGAAGAUGGGAACUGAAAACAUUUCAGUCAGGGUUGGACUCUUUAGAUUAAAGUCUUAGUUUGUUGGUGGGAGUGAAGGAAUGUCAAAGCAAGGCAGCUGUGUGAGAAACAUCAAUGUCUUUUUGUCUCACAGCUUGAGGCUGUUACACGACUGGAAUCAAAAUAAAAUAGGCUCACUUCAGUGGACCGAAGAG
Scomber scombrus (Atlantic mackerel) is the source of this 1862-nucleotide messenger RNA. It is a transcript of the gene gosr1, whose product is annotated as golgi SNAP receptor complex member 1. Gene Ontology annotation, molecular function: SNAP receptor activity. The record is from RefSeq and is a predicted model, not a curated record. The coding region runs from base 32 to 778 and encodes 248 amino acids. Lineage: Eukaryota; Metazoa; Chordata; Actinopteri; Scombriformes; Scombridae. Gene Ontology annotation, biological process: endoplasmic reticulum to Golgi vesicle-mediated transport; vesicle fusion. Gene Ontology annotation, cellular component: cis-Golgi network; Golgi membrane; Golgi medial cisterna. The transcript has 9 exons.